Catharus ustulatus (Swainson's thrush) is the source of this 1400-nucleotide messenger RNA. It is a transcript of the gene LRRC3C, whose product is annotated as leucine rich repeat containing 3C. Bases 103 to 897 code for a protein of 264 amino acids. The record is from RefSeq and is a predicted model, not a curated record. Gene Ontology annotation, molecular function: protein binding. Lineage: Eukaryota; Metazoa; Chordata; Aves; Passeriformes; Turdidae. The transcript is spliced from 2 exons.
CCGGCCCGGGGCGCGGGGCCGCUCCUCCGCCGGGGGCUGCACAGGCAGAUGUGCCAAGUCCUGCUGAAGCCACUGUGGGUGUGAGGAAGGCAGUGCAGCACCAUGACUGCAGCACGGGGAGUUCUCUGCCCCAUCACCAUGGGACUGUUCCUGCAGAGCCUCUUCCUCCUCCUCCUCCUCCUCCUGGGCUCCUGUCUCCACCCAGCUGCUGCUUUCCCCAAGGGCUGUUACCCCUCAGAAGAGAAGGGGCUGAAGACCUUUCGCUGCAGCAACGCUCAGCUGACCGAGGUCCCCAGAGACAUCCCCAAUGACACCAACAAACUCUACCUGGACUUCAACCAAAUCCCCUUCCUGCCUCGCGAUGCCUUCCGGGACCUGCCACUCCUGCUGGAGCUGGAUCUGUCCCACAAUGCCAUCUCUAGAAUCGAAAGUGGGGCUUUCCAGGGCCUGGCAGAGCACCUGCACUCUCUGGACUUGUCUUCCAACAGGCUGGUGUCAGUCAGCAAAGACACCUUUAGCAACCUGAAAGCCAAGGUGAACCUGUCCAACAACCCAUGGCUGUGUGACUGUCGGCUGCAGGAGCUGAUCCGCGCAGUGGAGCUGGCAGCCGACUCCUCAGGGGGCAUCAUGUGCGACUCCUCCACGCAGGAGGAGCACGUGGGCAAAGCUUUCCUGCAGGUCAUGGCUGACACAGACUUCUGCAAUGCAUACAAAAAGACCACAGACAUCGCCAUGCUGGUCACCAUGUUCGGCUGGUUCGCCAUGGUGAUUUCCUACCUGGUCUACUACGUGCGGCAGAACCAGGAGGAUGCCCGGCGGCACCUGGAAUAUCUCAAGUCACUGCCCAGCAAGCAGCGGCGAUCGGAGGAGUCAUCCACCAUCAGCACUGUGGUGUGAGCACAUCCUGCAGGACAUGGGGACAUGUGGAGAUGAGGAGCAGCCACUCCAGGGGCUCACCACGGCUGCAGGAGCUGUCACCAGGCACCGGCAUCGCACAGAGGUACUCAUGGAUUUGUUCUGUUCUCCACAGCUGAUGGGUCCCUGGCUCUGGUGGCUGAGGUCAGGGAUGGAUAUCAGCAAUGAGCAUGGAGGAUCUGCAGCAUCCUCCCAAGUUAUGAAGGACUGGAGCAAACCAGAGCAUCCCCCUGGUGUGCGGCCGUUGCUCCGGCUGACCUGGACAUUUGGACUUCAUCUAAAACUUUUUCUAUUUCCUUUGCAGAGAUCCCUUGGGGCAUUAAUGGAAUCGGUGUUUUCAUCUCUCUCUGGCUGCCCCUUGGCUGCCCAAGGGAUAUUCUGGCAGCCAGGGCCUGGUUCCCUGCCGGGAGGGCAGUGGGGAGGAGCAGUGCAGGUGCACGGUCAGUUCCCUGUGGGUCACUGGCCCGGGAGGGUGUUGGGCUGUG